Messenger RNA from Pantherophis guttatus, 2652 nucleotides. It is a transcript of the gene MEPE, whose product is annotated as matrix extracellular phosphoglycoprotein. Gene Ontology annotation, molecular function: extracellular matrix protein binding. NCBI's taxonomy places the organism in Eukaryota, Metazoa, Chordata, Lepidosauria, Squamata, Colubridae. The record is from RefSeq and is a predicted model, not a curated record. Gene Ontology annotation, cellular component: extracellular matrix. Gene Ontology annotation, biological process: biomineral tissue development.
UUCAACAAGGUGUGUGAAGGACUGCAGACAACUGCUGGAGGUAUCUGGUCUUCAGAAAGAGAGGAGAGAAUUCUUAACAUGAAGGCUGUCCUGCUGUAUUUUUGCUUCUGCAGCCUCGCUUGGGCACAGUCAGAGCUUCACACCCAUUACAGAAAAGGAAAGCAGAAAUGUGUUGGGGAACAUCAGAUAACAGUCAAAAGUCGUCAUUCCAAGCAUGGGUUUUACAUAUUCAAUUAUAUGUAUUCCUCUUCAAAGCCAAACAAUCAAACACAGAUUAAGAAGGAAGACAAUGUGCAUAUUUCCAAUCCUAUUCUUGAUCCUGUGCCGGAAUCCAGAGAUCUGGUUGACAAUCAUACUGAAAUUGAACAAGUGACAAAUGACAAGCAAAAGUAUUUAACUGAAAUAGAAAAUAACAGUCUGGAAAGAACUCCUGAAAACAAUCAGGAUUUGAUUGGACAUCAUGGGAACAUUAGAAAGUGGGAUUUGGACCAGCGUCCUGUAGAAUUUUUUGAAGAUAAAAGAAGGAAUGAAUUUUCUACUGGAUAUAUGACUGGUGAAAUAGAAGGAAGCGGGCAUCAUUUCCCUGAUCCAGUUGACUUCCAUCAUGCUGUCACUAUUGGUAAUAAGGACCACGAGGAAGAUAAAGACUACCCAGUCCUAGUGAAAGAGAAAGAUAAUCAUUCUGGGGUAGCCAACAAUAACAAGCCAUUAAAACAUAGUGAUAUCAAAAUUGGAGUAAAAGAAAACGAUGUCAUAAUCUCUCCAGAAAUAAACAUUUCUGUGCCUAAGAAAACUAAGGCCCCUCAAAGGAAAGAUUACUCAAAGGUCUUUCUGAAAGAGUCAACUGAUGCUCCCAAGAAGCAGCCAGACAAAGGUGAAAGCAAUUCUGUCGAUCUGUUAUACAAGGGCAAAAAGGGCAGAGAAACUUCCCAAUUAGCUAGUCAUCUUGAUGUACAAAGCAAUCUUUCCACUGAGUUCCUGGAGAAAAUUGAACCCAUAAGAACCGGAAACAAUUACAUUAAUGUUUCAAAGUCUAGUGGAAUUAAAGCACCUCAUGAAAAAAGUAUGAGCAAUGCAACAGUGUACAAGAAAGAGGGAGAUGAAGACACUCUUGUCAUUAGGAAAUUGGAUAGACCAAUGAAUACAUCUAAAAUUAGCAAGCCACAUGAAAAGGUGGAAGCGAACGUCGACAUCAUUAGUAUCAGCCGUAUGCAAGAAACUAAUGUUAACAAGGAACAUAAGAAAGAUGGAACAACUGAAGAUGUAAUUACUUCCAUGUCCAACAAGCAUAUGGAAGUAGCUGUCUCUUCCAGAAAACAUAAAAAGGAUUAUGGGAAUGUUGAUGUCAGAGGAAGGCUAAUAAAUCAAGAGGUUAGUCCAGAUACGACAAACAAAAAUCAAGUUACGUUGAAUGGAAAGCUCAACAGUCUUGUGGGUAGAUUUGAAGUGAUCGCCAAACCACCUCUGAAGGGUGAAGCUACUUUCCUUACAAGAAUUCCUGACAAUGGAAGAUCAGAGCCUAACGCAAAAGAACAAAGCAAGAAAAUUACCCUUAAAGUUGAUUUCACCAAUGAAAAGUCGAAAGGAGAUGUUGGUUUCCCCAAAGCUUUUCGAAAAGAGCUUGCCAAUCGUGAAAAGAUCAACCAAAAAAAUUAUAGAGUCACGCUGAACGAUCCAGAAUUGAACAAGAAAAGUCGAGAGAGAUUUGGUGUUACAUUUCAAGACAUGGAUAACGAUAACAAAGAAAAUAUCCAUUUCCAGGUAGGCACUGGAAUUGUUGCAGAACUCAAGAAGAGAAAUACAAUUGAAUCUUCCAACACAGAGGCAGAAUAUCACGGGGGGAAAGCUGCCCUGUCUUUAUCUCGUGGAUCUCAUAGCAAUAUACAACACGCUGCUCAUAUUCCAAAGAAUGGUCACCUCGCAGCUCAAGGACAUUUUUUGUCCACCGUGAAGAAAAAAGUUCCAAAGGCAGGCAAAAAAUCUGCUAAAGUUAGUACUGGAAUAUACAGAAGCUAUGCAGCUAAGCAACAUCGCAGACAUGAGAUUUUGAGGAAAAAGAACAGUCAGCAUAAUAAAAAGCCGCCCUCAGGGAGGAAAGUCCAUGUAAGUGACAGCAGCCAAUCCUCUGAGAGUAAAGAAAAUAGCCGGAAUGACAGUCGCCAGUCCAAAGAUUAUCAGAAUGACCAGCCGGAUAGUUAUCAGUCAUCCGAAAGUGUUGAAAUUGACCGGUCAGCUGAGAGGGAUCUGAGUGACCAUCAUAGCCACGUGGAAGAAUCAAUGACUGCCUCUCAAGAAAAUUCCAAGGAGCUCAGAAGUAGCGAUUAAAUUUGUUGUUGUUGUUGUUUUAAAAAACCACCAAUUACAUUUGAUAAAUAUCUAUCUAUCCUUGUGGUGAGAUCAGCAGCAAAUAAACUUAAUAAAUUCAAUUAAUUAAUUAAAUUUAAUACAUAUAUAUACACAGACACACGCGCGCACACACAUAUAUAUAAUAUACGAAGUAAUGACUAUGAAGUGGCUAGGAUUUCAGCUUGACAUGAAAAGAUAUACAUCCAAACAGUGGUGGGGUUCAGCCGGUUCGCACCAGUUCACAUGAACCGGUUGUUAAAUUAUCACCACCAUCACCCCGCUUUCAAAGUGGACCCUGGGCGAUGC